This is a messenger RNA of Chinchilla lanigera (long-tailed chinchilla), 1957 nucleotides long. RefSeq names its product biglycan (gene Bgn). Bases 266 to 1372 code for a protein of 368 amino acids. The record is from RefSeq and is a predicted model, not a curated record. Lineage: Eukaryota; Metazoa; Chordata; Mammalia; Rodentia; Chinchillidae. The transcript has 9 exons. Gene Ontology annotation, molecular function: protein binding.
CGCCUCUUCUCCCUCUCUCCUCCAACUGCCCAGGAGUGAGCAGCUGCUCCCGGCCGGCCCUGCCUGACGGACAGACACAGCAGACACACGGACAGCCCCAAGCCCACCAACUGGCCAGUCCGCACCUGGCUGCUUCCCUGCAGGGCAGCUGAGCUGAAACUGAGGCUAAAGGGCAGGGCUCCUCUCUGCACCCCUCUCUGAGACACCCCCACUGUGACAUCAGACACAGCUGCUCAAGGGUCCUUGACCCCAAGGCUCGUGCACCAUGCAGCCCCUGUGGCUCCUGGCAGCCCUGCUGGCGCUGGGCCAGGCCCUGCCCUUUGAGCAGAAGGGCUUCUGGGACUUCGCCCUGGAUGACGGGCUGUUCAUGAAUGAUGAGGAGGCUUCAGGUGUCGACAGCACUUCUGGAGCCCCAGACAUGGACUCCGUGACACCCACCUACAGCGCCAUAUGUCCUUUUGGCUGCCACUGCCACCUGCGAGUUGUUCAGUGCUCGGACCUGGGUCUGAAGAACGUGCCCAAGGAGAUUUCCCCAGACACCACGCUGCUGGACCUGCAGAACAACGACAUCUCUGAGCUCCGCAAGGAUGACUUCAAAGGCCUCCAGCACCUCUACGCCCUCGUCCUGGUGAACAACAAGAUCUCCAAGAUCCAUGAGAAGGCCUUCAGCCCCCUGCGAAAGCUGCAGAAGCUGUACAUCUCCAAGAACCAUCUGGUGGAGAUCCCGCCCAACCUGCCCAGCUCCCUGGUGGAGCUGCGCAUCCACGACAACCGCAUCCGGAAAGUGCCCAAGGGCGUAUUCAGCGGGCUCCGAAACAUGAACUGCAUCGAGAUGGGCGGGAACCCCUUGGAGAACAGCGGCUUUGAACCUGGAGCCUUCGAUGGCCUGAAGCUCAACUACCUGCGCAUCUCUGAGGCCAAGCUCACCGGUAUCCCCAAAGACCUCCCCGAGACACUGAAUGAGCUCCAUCUGGACCACAACAAAAUCCAGGCUAUCGAGCUAGAGGACCUGCUGCGCUACUCCAAGCUGUACAGGCUCGGCCUGGGCCACAACCAAAUCCGAAUGAUCGAGAACGGGAGCCUGAGUUUCCUGCCUACCCUGCGGGAGCUGCACUUGAACAACAACAAGCUGUCCCGGGUGCCUGCCGGGCUUCCUGACCUCAAGCUCCUCCAGGUGGUCUACUUGCACUCCAACAACAUCACCAAAGUGGGCGUCAAUGACUUCUGUCCCAUGGGCUUCGGCGUCAAGCGGGCCUACUACAAUGGCAUCAGCCUGUUCCACAACCCUGUGCCCUAUUGGGAGGUGCAGCCGGCCACCUUCCGCUGUGUCACCGACCGCCUGGCCAUCCAGUUUGGCAACUACAAGAAGUAGAGGCAGUGGCAACCACCACAGGGAACAGAGCCCGCUGUCCUGGAGGGCGCUGAGUGAAGAGUGCAGCCCCUCACCUGUGCUCCCCUGCCCCAAGUCCCUGCCUUCCCUGGCUCCCAAGCGUGCAGGUGGAUUCAGGGCCUGGCCCUGUCACUUGUACCCUUGGCUUCAGAGCUGCCCUGCUUACCCACUGUGGCCACUCAGAGGCACCCCUGAGAAGCUUUUUUCUUGUUCACCCUGAAACCCCACCCUUAGUGAACCGGCCCGUGGGUGUGUGGCGAGGGGCGUCGGUAGGGACGGAGACAGGGGUUCCCUGCCCGGGCUCAUGUUCCUUCUCCUCCUCACCUGUCCCAGCCUCCAGGGCCCCCGGCCUUCGGGGCGCCCGCUUCACCAAGCUCACGGCUUGUCUGUCACAGCCAGCCCCGUCUCCCUGUCCCUCUCCCCUUCCAUCUAUCGUGCUUCCUGAUGUAUUUCUCCCUUUGGGGCUCCGUGACCUGCUUACUCCUGGACCUGGAUUUGUUUUUGUUGUUGUCUCUCUCUCUCUCUCUCUCUCUCUCUCUCUCUCUCUCCCUCCCUCCCUCCCUCCCU